CAAGCAUUUUAAAAAUAAUCCUCUUCGCUUCUCGCACCUCUCCAGACGGAAUAUGUUCCGUUUUUAAAAGGGAAAUUACACAACCGGAGUAGAAUUGAUAGACACUGACGAUUGAAAAUGGAACGUUUGUGUGAUACAGCAUAAAAAGUGGUGUGUCAAGGGAAUCCCUUUGGACAAUACCGUCUCAUCUAUUAUUACUACCUUCUGCCCAAGGAUUUACAGUAGAUUGUCUAGAUGAUUGAGGAUGGAUGAAAGCCAUCAACAGCUGCUUCAGACAUUAAAGUCAGUUGUAGAAGGUCUUCUUAACUGCCAGGUAGCGAAUGUUUGGGAUAUAUACGGUGGUCUAAGCCGUCUUCACAGCAUACUGGAGAGGAUACUCAAACACGAGUUCAGGAUAUUUAAACAAAACGGCGAAGAAGAUUGUUGGCUUUUCAUACAGGGUUUAAAUUGGCUGCAACCGUCAUUGGCAACAUCUCCAACACCGGUCUCUCCAAACUCACCUCCUCCACAUCCGCAUACAGACAAAGCUAUGAUAUGGCUUCACAACAGCCUAGAAACUCAUAGUUUGUCCGAAAAGCUUGCGUGGCUGGUGUCGGAUGAACAACAUCUCGCAUCCUGCUACAAUUCUAGGGCUUUCCUCCGACAACCUAGAUAUAUUGAAGCAUCUCUUGUUUGCCUCAGAGCUAUAGAACAAAAUCAACUACCACUUUUAGCUGAAAUCCAUCCUUGCCUCUAUCUCUCAGAAAGAAGCCUUCGAGCACAAGAGAAAUUUCAUAGGAGGUGUUCUUCUUUCCCUGAGUCAAUACAGAGAACAAUGUGGUCUCCGAAGCCUCUUCUUGAUUUAAAAAAGGCAGCCAACACUGAAAUGACUGACUUAUCAAAAAAAACGUCCAUUCCAACCAAGGAAAUAGCCGAGGAGUCCAGGAUAACCGAAGAGCAACCAGAACAAUCUCAGCCAGACAAGAAAGAAGGCGUUCUUUAUAAAAUUAAACCUUGGAGGAGUCUUCCUGAUAUGUUUUAUGAAGAUGUAAAUAUUAACGACAAUCAACCUAAAGGUUCAUUCGAGUCUUCCAGCCGUAAAAGUAAAACUGAACCUUCAAGUCCUGUCAGGCAUUCUGAAGAAAAAAUCAAUCCGAGCAUGGAGAAGAUUGUUUACAGUUCGCUGAAAAAUGAAAAACCUUUUGCAAACAAGGUGAAGAAGAAUGAAAAAUUACAAAGAAAUAAUUCAGUCAGCACAAGUGAAAGUUGCCAGGAUUUAAAUGUAAAAACUUCAUUUAUCGAGGACGGAGGAGGGAGGAGUAUACUACCAAUGACAACAGGGUCUUCCUUCCCUAAGCCUGAGCAAGGCCAAAGUCUGACUAGUUUCCUUUCCUCUAAGGUUUUUACACAAUCCCAUGCCGAACUGGACAGGGAAAACGCCCAUUUCAGUAUCUGUGAGGCCAUUAUUGCUGCCAUAGAACAAGUCAAGUGUAAUAAAUGGGAGAAAAUGAUGUAUGAUGGUGUAGAGGAGAGCGAUGAAGAGUUCAAGGAAAGAAAACAAAGAAUAAGAGUUCGGAGAAGGAUAAAACCAGAUGAAAAAAUUGGACCAAUAUCUUGCAGUGAUACUACAACAGAUCAGAGCUUUAGUCCUAGAUCUUCAGAUUCACUUGGUGGUUCAAAUGACAGUAUAUCGACGGGUGUUGAUGAUCUUGAAAUGGAUCAAGUGUCCUCUUUGAAUCUUCACGAAAUGAAUAAGUCUGGUCUCAGUCUUUCCAUGGCAUCUUUGUACUCUGAGGCGGACUUAGGUGGCAAGAUACAAAAAUCUACAACAGGGACAUGCAUGUCCAGUCCACUUUCAACUUCUUGCACUACACUGAAGAGUUCGACUACAUUGAGGAGUACAAGUCCUGAGACAAACCAAACCAAUACAGCUGAAUCAGUUGGAUUGUCCUUACUGUCAAAGUUUGAAGAUAAACAGUUACCAAAGGCAUCAGAAAUCCAAUGGCUUAUCUCUAAUGGAGAAGUUUUAUCAAAAAAGUCUUCUACACUGGAUACAUUUGUUAUCGAUGACGAUCAAAUGAAGAAUGCAACAGCAUUGAGAGGCACUGAAAACUGGGCUCCACCUAGGCCUCAGAUUAUAUUUACAACUCAGCCACCUCCAAAGAGAAAAGAGCAAAUGGAAAAACAAAAUUACCUUUGUGCUGGCUGCGGUAUGAAAGUCGCUCCAGAAUAUUCGCACAAAUUCAGGUAUUGCAACUAUUUAGCAAGGUAUUUCUGCACUGGCUGCCACAAGAACAAACAAAUGCUUAUACCAGGGAGGAUUUUGUCCAAAUGGGAUUUCAACAAGUAUCCAGUAUCAGAUUUUUCCUACAAUCUUCUUGAGAAGAUGAUGGAUGAUCCGCUUUUCAAUGUCAGUGACAGGAACCCUGAUCUUUACAAAAGAGUAAAAAAUCUAGAAAAGCUGAGGACAUUGAGGCUACAGUUACCACUCCUUAAGGAGUUCUUAUUCCAGUGCCGAUAUUAUACUCAAGAGUCCAAAGAUGAAUUUGAAAACCUAAGUGGGCAUUUAUUGCGAGACUGUGAUACAUAUUCAAUCGUCAAUUUUAUUCAAAUUAAAACUGGAGAACUGCUCCAGAAAUUGAACCUGAUCGUCAUCCAAAGCACCAACCAUGUUGCAAAAUGUCAGUUGUGCCAAGGGCGAGGUUUCAUGUGCGAGAUCUGCCCCUUCAAGGAUGUCAUAUAUCCUUGGCAGCUGGGAAAGGUUUCCCGUUGUUCGAAGUGCGGCUCGUGUCACCAUAUCAUUUGCCUCAGAAAAGCGGUGAGUUGCCCGAAGUGCACACGUUUGGCUCACCGCGGGCUUACAGUUAGCUAGCGACCGUUUUGCCUUGUCUAUCAAUCAUUUGAUAGCUAGGCAGUUAAAAAAAAAUAAACUUAUAGUAUUUUUCCAAUCAUCAUCUUAAUAUAAUUAUAACAGUUUAAUACAACAAUCAAUUAAAUUU
Messenger RNA from Cimex lectularius (bed bug), 2978 nucleotides. RefSeq names its product run domain Beclin-1-interacting and cysteine-rich domain-containing protein (gene Rubicon). NCBI's taxonomy places the organism in Eukaryota, Metazoa, Arthropoda, Insecta, Hemiptera, Cimicidae. The record is from RefSeq and is a predicted model, not a curated record. Gene Ontology annotation, cellular component: intracellular membrane-bounded organelle. Gene Ontology annotation, molecular function: phosphatidylinositol phosphate binding. The coding region runs from base 245 to 2851 and encodes 868 amino acids. The transcript has 15 exons.